AAAUCAAGGUGGACUGCUGCUCGCUCGCUGGCUCGCCGCUCGCUCGCUCGCUCGCUCGCUGUUGGCUAGGCCAUGAUUUCGCUGUUGCUUGCCUGCUCCGCCCGUAUCGCAUUGGUCGACCCACCCGACAGCCGCUCCAGCCGCCUGCCCGCGCCCGACGGGGAUCUCGCGGUGCGGCCGGCGAGGCGGCUGACGCUGCUGCGAGGAGGCGGCGCGGACGGCUGGGAGCAGAUCGGAGCCCGGCCGGUCUCGAUCGACGAGGAGCGCGUCUUUGCGGGCCGCGCCUUCCCGAUGACGCUCUCUCCGCUCCUGUCCGGCCGCACCACGCUCACUGAGUGGGCUGCCGAGCACCGAGAGGAGCUCCUCCAGCUGGUGCGCGAGAACGGUGCGGUCCUGCUACGCGGCUUCGGCGGGAUGGAGACGCCGCAGGGCUUCUCGGACUUCGUCAUGGGACUGCGGCUCGAGGAGUUCGGCAUGGGCUGCUCGGCGGCGCCGCGCACCGAGGUCGCGCCCGGCGUCUUCACCGCCAAUGAGGCUCCGCAGCGAGAGGAGACGCGCGCGCCGCCGCAGGAGAAGAUCCCGUUCCACCACGAGAUGGCGCAGUGCGAGGACAAGCCCGCCUUCCUCUUCUUCUACUGCGAGUUUCCCGCCCAGACCGGCGGAGCCACCCCAAUCAUCCCCUCCAACGCCGUCGCGACCCACCUGCGCGAGGCGUGCGGCCACGCAUUCUCGGCCGCGCACCCCGCGGUCGCCCAGCGGCUCGCGGCCCGCGGCAUCCGGUACGCGCGCACGCUGCCCGCGCAAGACGACCCUCUCUCGCCGAUCGGAAAGUCGUGGCGGACGUCCUUCAACACCGACACGCGCCAGGGCGCCGAGGCGGCGAUGGCGGCGGCCGGCACGACGUGGCGCUGGCACGGGAAUGGCGACCUGUACACCGAAACGAAGCAGAUGCCCGCUCUCGUCGUGGACGGGCGGUCGGGCAAGGAGAUGUUUUACAACGCGGUGAUCGCGGCCAUCACCGGCUGGGAGGACGGGCGCAACGACCCGCUCAAGGCGAUCCGGUACGGAGACGGCGAGGAGCUCGACGGCGAGGCUGUGGCCGCGCUGCUCGAGACGGGGGAGUGGAUGGCGGCCCACCGCGUCGCCUUUGCGUGGCAGAGCGGCGACGUGCUCAUCAUCGACAACCAGGCGGCGAUGCACUCGCGCGAGACCUUCACGCCGCCCCGCCGCAUCCUCGCCUCCCUGUGGGGCGAGGCGCUCCGCCGCCCCGAGGGAAGGGCCGAGCCAGAGCGACAGUCCUCACGCUAGGGCAUGGAAGCUACGGCGAAGGCGCACACUGUGGAAAACAUACUGUGGCCGCCAUUCUCUUCCGUCAUCGUGGGUGGCGCGUGGCGCGCCUGGCGCGAGUUUCGGAGUGCUCUGUCUGUGGACAAAUGUGCUCGAGUACAAUUUGUGUGAUCGAUCUGGGGGCUAACGAUUUUUUGCGAUGGGA
Emiliania huxleyi CCMP1516 is the source of this 1492-nucleotide messenger RNA. RefSeq lists its product as hypothetical. Gene Ontology annotation, molecular function: oxidoreductase activity. The record is from RefSeq and is a predicted model, not a curated record. Bases 73 to 1308 code for a protein of 411 amino acids. NCBI's taxonomy places the organism in Eukaryota, Haptophyta, Isochrysidales, Noelaerhabdaceae. The transcript has 5 exons.